AUGGCGCAACAGACCUCCCAAGAAGAGCGCGACAAUGUGCCAGGUUACGGAGGUUACACUCGCUUCGAGCUCGAACUAGAAUUUGUGCAGUGUCUUGCGAAUCCCGUCUAUCUCAAUUACCUCGCCCAGCAAAAGACGCUCGACAAGCCCGAGUUUGUGGCCUAUCUCGCCUACCUGCAGUACUUCAAGCAGCCCAAGUACACAAAGUUCUUGCACCACCCUGGGCCGACGCUCCGCGCACUAGAGCUGCUUCAGCAGGCGCGUUUCCGGCAAGAUAUACUCGCACCCGGCCUUUUAGACAGGCUCGUCAUCGAGGGCCAGAGGAAUGCAGUACCGGCCCAGAAGGAUUGA
This is a messenger RNA of Cucurbitaria berberidis CBS 394.84, 351 nucleotides long. Its product is annotated as SOH1-domain-containing protein. Lineage: Eukaryota; Fungi; Ascomycota; Dothideomycetes; Pleosporales; Cucurbitariaceae. Gene Ontology annotation, molecular function: transcription coregulator activity. Gene Ontology annotation, biological process: regulation of transcription by RNA polymerase II. The coding region runs from base 1 to 351 and encodes 116 amino acids. The record is from RefSeq and is a predicted model, not a curated record. Gene Ontology annotation, cellular component: mediator complex; core mediator complex. The transcript is spliced from 3 exons.